Molecule: messenger RNA, 876 nt
Organism: Aureococcus anophagefferens
Lineage: Eukaryota; Pelagophyceae; Pelagomonadales; Pelagomonadaceae
Exons: 1
Coding region: 1-876 (291 amino acids)
Source: RefSeq, a predicted model, not a curated record
AUGGAUGAAGAAAAACAGCGUGUAAUGGAAGCAGAACGUCGCGAAAUCGAAGAAACAGAGAAGCGAUUGAAUGAUCUGGGGACUGUUUUGAAUUCUGAAGACGACGAUGACGAGUCUGCUUUGAACUCCGACGAUGAGACUGAGGACAUCGAGGGUAAAGCAUGGUUUGAAGUUGGAGAGCACUACGUCGAUAAAGAGGAUAUGUGGAGCAAAACUUUUGGAGACUGCAAACACUGUUGCUCUGAAAAGGAGUAUCUGGAGCAGACACAAAACGAGGACGACAAAAAUCAUCUGCUCCGUUUGCGUGGUGGUGGUGACAACGAAGAUGACGAGGAUUUGCCUUCAUACUCCGACUCCGACGAGGACGAUUUGAUUUGCCCACGUUGCGGUAAAAUCGCAAACGUUCCCAACAGAAUGGGUCAAUUGUGCCCUUCGUCUCAAGAUUGUGGACAGAUGAUUUGUCGUGCUUGUCUUGACGACAUGACCCAUUCUAGAGAGAUGUUCUGUCCCCCAUGUUGGCAACGCAACUUAGAUCUAGACUUCAGACCAUCAUCUUAUGAGGAGUAUUGCCGUGAGGGUGAAUCGCUCGCAGAACAAAUAGCCCUCUACCAGAAUUUGUCUUCUGACUCCGACUCCGACGAGGACGAUUUGAUUUGCCCACUUUGCGGUAAAAUCGCAAACGAUUCAGGCAACGGAAUGGGUUAUUUUUGUCUUGCUGGUUGUGAAAAGAUGAUUUGUCUUUCCUGUAUUGACGAAGAUGAAGUAUGGAACAAUCCAUCACCAGGCUGGAUGCUCGACAAUGACACGUACGAAGACUGGCAGUGCGUUGCAUGUCGCAAUAAAGAUAACAUUUUAGCGUCACGGUCGGGACGCUGA